Anoplophora glabripennis (Asian longhorned beetle) is the source of this 1119-nucleotide messenger RNA. RefSeq lists its product as uncharacterized. NCBI's taxonomy places the organism in Eukaryota, Metazoa, Arthropoda, Insecta, Coleoptera, Cerambycidae. The coding region runs from base 188 to 994 and encodes 268 amino acids. The transcript is spliced from 3 exons. The record is from RefSeq and is a predicted model, not a curated record.
GAUUAAACAUUUGCGUUCGUGUGUGAAUAAUCGGAAUGUUUCGACGGGUGUAAAUUUACCCAACCAAUCAUUAUAAUGCCAAACGUAUCAUUUUCCACGUUAUUGUCGAAAACGUGACGGUUAACGUCGGGAUAUUUAGUGAAUUCACUCGCUUUAGUUAUUCUCAUAGUAGUCGAAAUCCCCGACAAUGCAGUGGUCGAAAGAGAGAGUACUGAAAUUCCUGGAGGUCUAUCGUACGCAACCGUGUAUUUGGGACCCGAGACACCACGAGCACAAGAAUCGAAGCACCGUCGCCGUCGCCUGGCAGAACAUCCACGACAUUCUGAAUUAUAACUGCACGGUGAACGAGCUGAAGAAGAAAAGGGACUCGCUGAUGGCGUCGUUCAGGAUGCUCUUAAACAAGAAGAAGAAGUGCAUGAAUUCGAACAGCGAAGAACUGUUUGAGCCUCACUGGUUCGCUUACGAGACCAUGGCGAAAUUUCUUGGGCCUAUUUACUUCUGCCGAACAGAAAACACAUCAGUCGAGGAGACAGAUACCUACGACGAAGAAGUCGCAUGUUUUAAGAUUGAGGAUUUAAGUAACGAUGACACUUUCAACUACGAGAACAAUGAAGAGAUAAAUGAUAAAACUUCCUCGCAACUUUUUUCCUUUCCUUCAAAUAGACUAAGAGACAUAAACGAGGCUGAAGAAUACACGGAAGAAACUUAUCACAUACCAAAAGCGGUUCCAAAACUGCCAAAACGGAAGUGUGCUAAUGAAGAGAUAGACGACUGUGAUUUGUACGGACAGCUUUUGGCAAGGAAAUUACGUAAGUUCAGUGAACACCAAAGGGAAGAGAUCAUGUUCGAAAUAGACGGGUUAGUUAUUCAAAAGAGGAAGGCUGCCAUGCUACGAACGUUAAAUAUGUCGAAGCUUUCAUCUGCAGAAGUAUCUCAUAGUCCUCGUUCAACGACGACGUCGUCGGAAUAUUCCUCAAUGGAGGGAGCUACGUAGCGUCUCAGAUGAAACAUCCCUUCUUCUUCUUCUUUUCAGGAUCGUUGUGUUUCAAGACAUCCCAUGUGCUUUUUUUAGUACGAUUAUUUACUCUAUUCAUUUUCUAAUACAAAUAUAUUCUUUUA